Colletotrichum aenigma is the source of this 1065-nucleotide messenger RNA. RefSeq lists its product as uncharacterized. Bases 1 to 1065 code for a protein of 354 amino acids. The transcript has 2 exons. NCBI's taxonomy places the organism in Eukaryota, Fungi, Ascomycota, Sordariomycetes, Glomerellales, Glomerellaceae. The record is from RefSeq and is a predicted model, not a curated record.
AUGGACACCGAGCAGAAGAAAAUCAUACUUGAUUGGCUCGAUGGAUACCGAACGGCUGAAGAGGAAGUUUGGCACACGCCAUACUUCGAAUUCAUCGAGAGAGAUCUUCUUUCGAAAACUAAAACAAGAGAAUACCAGGACCUCUUCAAAUGCCUUCAACUCACAUCUCAAGCUGUCAAUUUGCUCCUGAGGAAAGCGCAGCCUACAGAUGGCAACCUUGACCUUUCAAGAGCGACAGAAGCGGAUAUUCUCAUCAAGCUGAAGGAAAUAACUGAGAAUCGAGAGGAACCCUCGGAUUUGAAAAGCGCUAUACAUCGCGCUGUUCGUUUGGCAUUCCGUGUAAGCUCCGUCUGCCCAGGGGAAGAUCGAACCGCUCAGGUAUCCCCAGCCUGGCCAGACGACAAAAGCGUUGGGGAGUAUAUUCGCAGUACUUUCGACGCAGGCAGGAUCGGCACAUCUAACGAACUGUUGUCUCUCAUAGAGCCUGAGGACUCCGAGAUCGCUGCGGUACAAGCACGUCUCACACACCGCCUGACUGCUGUCAACAUUAAGAAGCACACUCGCAUCGAGAUUACCGAGACCAAGUAUCUGCCAUGGCACCUGAAAUUCGACGCAACAUCCGAUUACACCGUCUUAUACGUGUUCAAAGAUAUGAGAUGGCUGUUGGAUGCAUUGGAGAUGAAAGACUUCCUCGUUCCCCGGGAGAUCAUCCAAGAGACCAUCGCCUCACUCAACUACCUCUACCCUCGCGGCGAAAGGGAAACGUUCAAGUUGCUCGACCAGGAAGGGGUGAACUUGCACAAGUUCAAGCAGCCGUUCCCAGAUAGGCCGCGACUCCGAGACUUCAGAUACUACCGCGCCCGUCUUGUAGACGUUGCAUACGAGUUCCUCAAUCCGCCCAGAAGAUGGCGAACAAUUUGGAAAGACAGACGGAACCCCAUGCAAUUCUGGACCUUCUGGCUUGGCCUCUUGAUUUUCUUCUUCACCCUGGGUUUCGGUGUUGCAGCCACGGUCUUAGCUGUCCUGCAGCUAGACGUAGCACGACACCCACCGAAGAGUGAAUGA